GCAAAGAGACUCACUGUCACUGCAUCUUGAGAGGCACUAAGAGCUUCUCAAGAGGCGGUCGCUGAAAACAUGAAGAACCGCAAAGGGAAUGCAUCAACCAGGACGACAAAAGCGGAGAAACGUCCACUGAAAAGAAAGCAAAUGGUCAAUGAGGCCGACUCCGGAGAGGACGCCGAAGGGGUUGCUCCAAGGACUCUGUCGGAACAGACACAACCUUCCGCCGACACCCGUUAUGACGCCAUCGACACAACAAGGUGCUUCUUCUCGGAGUUCGAUGAGGAUAGGUUUGAGAAGAAGAAUCGGGAACACAUUCAAGUGGAUGUAACGAAGAUUUUGCCAAUUCCUGAAGGUGACAUCCUCUUCAACCAUAGAACAUUGGACGAAACGUUGGUGCAGUCCAUAUAUGAUGCGAUCCAGUAUACGGCUAAGGAAACCAACGGGAAGUGGGAUAUCAUGACUUUCAUCCUGGCUCCCAUUGUACCGAACGGGGACGGCUCUCAAGGCAGACGGAUCACACCGAAGGAAUUCGAUGUCGCCCUGACUCACACAUACCACCGGUAUGCUGUUGCUGGCCAGCACACAGCUGAGGCAAUGAACAGACUCAUUAAGGACAAGUCACCUGCCGAGAAAGUGUACGGCUUGAGGUCGUACUCUCACGUACGCGUUGUCUACUUUGACGAGGACAAAAAAAGAGGAUAUCCGUACGUCUCGACAUUCGACAACACGAGGGAGGAGCGUUCCAUCCCGAGAUUGUUUUCGUCGUCUAUGCGGCAAAUCAGAAGAUUUUGGGAUAAGAGGAACGACCGGAUCCGUCCUCCGGGCACCGUGUCCCCGAAUGACGUCGAGGAAAUGGAACAAAAAAAGAAGUGGGAAGCGUUCAUGAACGCCGCGUGCAAAAUGACACCUAAUUCCAGUCUCAUGAACUCGUCCCUGGAGAACGACUACUGCAAGGACAGGACGAACAAGAUACGCGAAUACAUGAAUCUUGCGCUGUGCGGCGAGACUGUAUGGCCACUGGUAGACAAAUUCUUUGGCAUGUACGAGAAAAGACUAUUGCCAAGAAUCGACGGUGUGAGAUACGUCGAUCUGCUGGGGAAAGUGGAAGGGAGGCUGCCUGGGCAAUACUUCCUCAAGGACAACUCCGACAAAAAAGUCAUGUACCAGUGCAUCAAGGCCAGAAAGGGGCCGCAAGGCGCAACGGUGUCUAUACUGGACUUGACGCCCUCAAUCUUUACGCUGUUUGGCGAUAUGACAGCGAGAGAGAAGCAAGUGGCACUGCACCACAUGAUGCGUGGUGAUGUCAUCGUGACAUCACGUACGGUACCUCGUGGUAGAUGCAACAUGGCGAACGUGGUAAAAUAUACUCGGUGUGAGAGAUAUAUGGUCCGUAUGUUCAACUACAUAUUGUUCAAGGUCGAGGGGAGGUCAAAGGAAGAGUGGAACGCUGACUUUUUCAUCGGUUAUACGACCAUCUUGGAAAGGUACAGCAAAAACGGCCUCACUGACGAUAAAUGGACCGAGGAACGCGACCGCAUCCCUGACGACAAGGCGAGGAAGGUAUCGAGGCGUUUGGGCGGUCCUGAUGAGAUUCAUGGCGGGAACGGUGCAAGGCUGGAGGCAACCUAAGUCAUGUACAAGGAGACCCUGUUCCACCUCAAGUGUUUCAUCU
Chara braunii is the source of this 1669-nucleotide messenger RNA. Lineage: Eukaryota; Viridiplantae; Streptophyta; Charophyceae; Charales; Characeae. The record is from the annotation of a GenBank genome assembly.